Lolium perenne is the source of this 1835-nucleotide messenger RNA. RefSeq lists its product as uncharacterized. The record is from RefSeq and is a predicted model, not a curated record. Lineage: Eukaryota; Viridiplantae; Streptophyta; Magnoliopsida; Poales; Poaceae.
AUCCCCUCUGCCUGUUCCUCCCAAAUCCCAAUCCCCAACGCCGCGCCACCACCGCUAGCUCUUCUCUCGCCGCGAUCGAUCCAUCCAUCCAUGGGGCGCUACUGCGAGUUGGUACCUGAAAGCGUGGGCAAGCGCGGCGAGAUUAUCGGCCCCGUGGACUAUGGGUGCGUGCGGCGGCUCCGUCACCGGCGACUCGUCACCUAUCUCUGGAUCAACGGUUUCAGCGACACCUUCAGAGGGCUGCUCAACGAGACGAAUUCGUUCAUGAGCACCAUACAUCUGUCGCGGCUGGUGGAGCAGGGCCUGUGGGGCGACGCCAUCGCCUACAUCUCCCGCUUCCUGGGGCCACCCAUCGACCCGCAGAGCGACGAGGCCAAGGUCCUCCACUACUUCCUCAGGCAUCACAAGGCAUUCCACAGCAUGGUCACCGGCGACCACGACAUGGACGUCAAGCGCCUCUACCAAACCUACAAGCAGUACCCCAAGCAUGAUGACUCUGUAUCCCGAGAUGCACUCAGGGUGCGGUCCAUCACCACCACCCUACUCUACUCGGAGCAAAUCAGGGCCUCCCUGGACUGGGAACGCGUACGUCUAAAGGCAUCGGAUAUCGUUGAGGACUUGGCAAAUAAGGUACCAGAGUUGACAAGCCUCGUGGUAUUGCCGGGAGGCUCAAUGUUUCCGCACGAUGUACUUCCCAUAGGGUUCGGCUUCCGCCGGAGGCGCCACCUGAAGCAAUAUUCACUGCCAAGGCCUAAAACACUUGCCAAGCUUUAUCUUGAGAGGAAGAAGAUGAUAUCUUCUUCGCCUGAGCAUCACCCGUUAAACCGAGGAUUGACAGAUAAGACGAGGAAGUGGCUGGCAGAUAUUAUCGAUGAAAGUUUACAAGCUGGUUAUCCUUUGGAGCUUAAAUCAAGUGGGAAGAAAGAUGCACCUGUUGCUCCAGAUUCCCAGACUACAUAUAGUACCUUGGCAACUGCUGCUACAGGUGCACCUCUUGCUCCAGAUUCACAGACUAGCUUUGUUACCUUGGCAAUUCCUGCUACAGGCGAAGUCAGUGCAGGUGCCCCUGUUGCUGGAGUCGAGCAGACAGUAAACUUGACAAGCAGUGGAAAAAGCUCUGGGAUCUCAUCAAUGGCGAAUGCCGAUGCACCUGUUGCUCCAGAUUCGCACACUAUGUUUGGUACUUUGACAAACCCUGCUAUAGGUGCUCCUGUUCCUCGAGUCCAGCAGACUGUAAAUUUGACGAUAAGUGGAAAAAACUCUGGGAUCUCAUCAGUGGCGAAUGCAGGCACAAGCAAGAAUUUGGGUCAAGAAAGUGGUUAUACUGAGAGCUCUUACCAGUUUUCCCAUCUAAGAAAGAACACAAGGUCAGAAAUGGCAACUGAAGAGGUUUAUUCGGAUGCAAAAAGGCAACGGACUACCAAGCCAUUUGGUGAAGUGAAAAGCGAUUGACAUUGCGCACCUAACUGCCUGAUGGGCGGGCGAGGCGGCAUUGACCUACUAUUGGUGCUUUUGGCAGAACUAGCGGUACUGUUGGGGCUUGGAACUAGGCUGUUCUGAUGCUGUUGAUGUUUUUUUUUUUUUUGAGUGUUCACCGGGGGAGGCGCAAGGCCUCCACCUGCAUAAUUUUCAUUGAAAUCCCCAGGGUUUUACAGCAGCAUUGUACACGGGGACGAGGGAGGCAGCGCCCAACGCAAUUUCUACGUCAAACCUGAUUUAGGACUAAAUCGAACCCACUUUACAAGUGCGUGCAUAAAAUUCUGUAAAUUAUAAGUAUGAGAACUAAAUUGAGCUACAAGAACAAGUAUAAGGACUGAUAAUGUAUUUAACUCUGA